AUGCGGCCACCAUCUGUACAACCAUCGUUGAAAGCACGUGGCUACCCCUUCAGUGAUCCCAAUUACGCCCCUCUUCCACUGAGACCGCCUACUGUUACGACAUUCGGCGCUGAUAAAAAUGGUGGCGCAUAUAGUCAGCAAAGUACUGCCCGUAUAAUGUCUCCGAUGCUUACGGAAAAUAUUACACCACACCACUAUGACAAAGCGAAAGAAGUCGCUUCAUGGCAGCAGAAUGGUGCUGCGUAUAACGCGCAUUCUGGAGUGAUAUCACCCAGUUCGACAGUACCUUCAUCCAUUGUAUCUCCCCAAAAAACUACCGAUGAUGGUGUUGGCUAUGAAGAAUUCCGAGCUGCGUUAUCCAGCGUUGUCGAUCGAAGUGAUCCACGUGCAGACCUUGCCGAUUUUAAAGUGGUCGGUGAGGGAUCGACGGGUACUGUAUUGGCUGCUUAUAAGGUCUCUUCCAAACAAAUAGUUGCCGUGAAACGAAUGAAUCUGCGAAAGCAACAACGACGGGAGUUGCUCUUCAAUGAGGUCUCUAUCAUGAGGGAUUAUCAGCAUCCCAACAUUGUGCGGAUGUUUUCAUCACAUCUCGUUGGCGAUGAGUUGUGGGUGAUUAUGGAAUUCAUGGAAGGAGGCUCAUUAACUGAUAUCGUCACACAAACCAGGAUGACGGAACCACAGAUUGCCACUGUUUCACUGCAAGUGUUGAGAGCGCUGGAGUUUCUUCAUUCGCGCCGUGUUAUUCAUAGGUAA
This is a messenger RNA of Cooperia oncophora, 753 nucleotides long. Lineage: Eukaryota; Metazoa; Nematoda; Chromadorea; Rhabditida; Trichostrongylidae. The record is from the annotation of a GenBank genome assembly.